AUGGCCUCCAGAGGAGUCUCUCUGCUCAAGUUUGUGGGCACCGUGUCCCUCGGCCUCCUGACGGGCCUAUCGUACACGCUGUCGUCCCUAACGGCCCCGGCCUUGCUCACCCUCCCGUCGGCGUCGGCCGCCUCGCGCGGCUUCGGCACCCUGGCCUCGACGGCCCGGACCCAGCUGCGCGCCCUGACCUUGGCCUCGUCCGCCUGCUUCGCCCUGGCCUUCCUGGCCUCGCCGCGCCAUGGCCGCCACCCGUAUCUGCUCUACACCUCGGUGCUGACGGGCCUGUCGGGCGCCGCCCGACGACGGCGACGACGACACCACCGUCGUCGCCUCGGCCACCGACGAGGUCAACGGAGAGGAGGUGCGCGGCGACGUCGAGAACUUUAUAAAGAAGCAGGUCGUGCGCGCCGGCGUGGCCGGCCUCGGCUUCCUGGUCGCCGUCCUCGGCAUCUGGGGCGACGGCGCCGCCCGCCCGCCCGUUUACCACUACUAGGGGCGUACAUAGAGAGCCCGCUGGAGGUGAGGGAAAUACUUUCCAGAAUGGUAGAAUAUGUGGUUAUAUUGCAUUUGCUUUCUCAUCAUCAGGGACUGGGCCACCACCACCACUCGUGGGGACAAUGUCGUUAUUGCUACUCGUGUUGGAUCCACUCCCCUCCUGCUUGAUCCCUUCCUCUGCCUUGAAAUUCAUGUGGUGGAACGACGAACAGCAGCAAACAGACGGCGACCCCUGUUUUUGUCUGCGCCUGCGGCGUCAUCCCAAGCACUUUCCACCCUGUCAGAUUGAACAGAGUCAUGGCGAACACUUUGGUAUAGACCAAAACGAUCA
Messenger RNA from Gaeumannomyces tritici R3-111a-1, 826 nucleotides. RefSeq lists its product as hypothetical. The transcript is spliced from 3 exons. Gene Ontology annotation, cellular component: mitochondrion. The record is from RefSeq and is a predicted model, not a curated record. Gene Ontology annotation, biological process: autophagy of mitochondrion. Bases 1 to 663 code for a protein of 220 amino acids. Lineage: Eukaryota; Fungi; Ascomycota; Sordariomycetes; Magnaporthales; Magnaporthaceae.